UUACUAUGCUCCUCUGUAUAAACCACUUGCUAAGUUAUAUUACAACAAUAACAAACACAACAAUCAUAUAUACAUCCUCUCAAAAAAAAAAAAAAAAAAAAAUCAUACAUACAUGUUUACAAUGAGUUCUUUAUCUUGUGCUAGCAUUCUCUUAUUGAGUCUAAUAAUGUUGUACUCAUGCUUUGCAACAGAGGUUACUUAUGAUUCAAAUGCUCUCAUUAUCAAUGGAGAAAGACGUCUAAUAUUUUCAGGUGCAAUUCAUUAUCCAAGAAGCACUGUGGAGAUGUGGCCUGACCUUAUUCAAAAGGCCAAAGAUGGUGGCCUAGAUGCCAUUGAAACUUACAUAUUUUGGGAUCGUCAUGAACCCGUUAGGCGCGAAUAUAAUUUCUCCGGAAAUUUGGAUUUUGUCAAAUUUUUCCAGCUUAUCCAAAAAGCUGGACUAUAUGCCAUCAUGAGGAUAGGUCCUUAUGCAUGUGCUGAGUGGAACUUUGGAGGGUUCCCAUCGUGGCUUCAUAAUAUGCCGGGGAUCGAGUUGAGAACCAAUAAUUCGGUUUACAAAAAUGAAAUGCAAAAUUUUACCACAGAGAUUGUGAAUGUGGUAAAAGAAGCAAAGUUGUUUGCAUCACAAGGUGGACCUAUUAUUCUAGCUCAAAUUGAGAAUGAAUAUGGGGACAUCAUGUGGAAUUACAAAGAUGCUGGGAAGGCAUAUGUUCAAUGGGCUGCUCAGAUGGCUCUAGCACAAAACAUUGGUGUUCCAUGGAUCAUGUGUCAACAACAAGAUGCUCCUCAACCUAUCAUCAAUACUUGCAAUGGAUAUUAUUGUCACAAUUUUCAACCUAACAAUCCAAAAAGUCCUAAAAUUUUCACUGAAAAUUGGAUUGGUUGGUUCCAAAAAUGGGGUGAAAGGGUUCCACAUAGAAGUGCUGAAGAUUCAGCUUUCUCUGUGGCACGUUUUUUCCAAAAUGGUGGUGUAUUAAACAAUUACUACAUGUACCAUGGAGGAACAAACUUUGGUCGCACCGCAGGUGGGCCGUAUAUAACAACAUCAUAUGACUAUGAUGCACCAAUUGAUGAGUAUGGGAAUUUGAAUCAACCUAAAUGGGGACAUCUGAAGAAUCUUCAUGCAGCAAUCAAAUUAGGUGAAAAUGUACUUACAAAUUAUAGUGCAAGGAAAGACGAGGAUCUCGGCAAUGGACUCACACUAACAACAUACACUAAUUCCAGUGGAGCAAGAUUUUGUUUCUUGAGCAAUAACAACAAUACUGACCUUGGUGCAAGGGUUGAUUUGAAAAAUGAUGGUGUUUACAUUGUUCCGGCUUGGUCUGUUUCAAUUAUUAACGGUUGCAACCAAGAAGUUUUCAAUACUGCAAAGGUUAAUAGUCAAACAUCAAUGAUGGUGAAAAAGAGUGAUAAUGUUAGUUCUACUAAUCUCACUUGGGAAUGGAAAGUAGAGCCAAAGAGAGACACCAUACAUGGAAAUGGAAGUCUCAAAGCACAGAAGCUUCUGGAGCAGAAGGAGCUAACCUUAGAUGCUAGUGACUAUUUAUGGUACAUGACUAGUGCUGAUAUCAAUGACACUUCAAUUUGGAGCAAUGCAACUCUCCGUGUGAACACUUCGGGCCAUUCACUUCAUGGUUAUGUUAAUCAGAGGUAUGUAGGAUACCAAUUUAGCCAAUAUGGAAAUCAAUUCACUUACGAAAAACAAGUUUCUUUAAAGAAUGGAACAAACAUUAUAACUUUGCUAAGUGCCACUGUUGGGCUUGCAAACUAUGGUGCAUGGUUUGAUGAUAAAAAAACCGGCAUAUCAGGUGGUCCUGUUGAAUUGAUUGGAAAGAAUAAUGUGACUAUGGAUUUGUCAACAAAUCUUUGGUCUUAUAAGAUUGGUUUGAAUGGUGAGAGAAGACAUCUAUAUGAUGCUCAACAAAAUGUUAGUGUAGCAUGGCACACUAAUUCAUCUUAUAUUCCUAUUGGAAAGCCACUUAUUUGGUAUAGGGCAAAGUUUAAAUCUCCUUUUGGAACAAACCCUAUUGUGGUGGACUUGCAAGGCUUAGGUAAAGGACAUGCUUGGGUGAACGGCCAUAGCAUUGGUCGUUAUUGGUCUUCUUGGAUUUCACCUUCUGAUGGAUGUAGUGACACGUGCGAUUAUAGAGGAAACUAUGUACCGGUAAAAUGCAACACCAAUUGCGGAAGUCCAUCACAAAGGUGGUACCAUGUGCCAAGGUCAUUCUUGAAUCAUGACAUGAACACAUUGGUUUUAUUUGAAGAAAUUGGUGGAAAUCCUCAAAGUGUUCAAUUCCAAACUGUGACAACAGGAACUAUUUGUGCUAAUGUAUAUGAAGGUGCACAGUUUGAACUAUCAUGUCAAAGUGGACAAGUAAUGUCACAAAUUCAAUUCGCUAGCUAUGGAAAUCCAGAAGGUCAGUGUGGUUCUUUUAAGAAAGGAAAUUUUGAUGCUGCAAAUAGUCAAUCUGUCGUGGAAGCUUCUUGUGUAGGAAAAAAUAAUUGCGGAUUUAAUGUGACAAAAGAAAUGUUUGGUGUAACGAAUGUCUCAAGUAUACCCAGAUUAGCAGUACAAGUGACAUGUUAAGUUUAGGUUUCCUCCAAAUCAAUGUAAAAAUUCAAUGUUCAGGUCUAUGUUUUCCUUGUUGAGCUUAAAUAAAUUGUGCUUAAAUUCAA
Molecule: messenger RNA, 2676 nt
Organism: Medicago truncatula (barrel medic)
Lineage: Eukaryota; Viridiplantae; Streptophyta; Magnoliopsida; Fabales; Fabaceae
Product: beta-galactosidase 7
Exons: 1
Coding region: 113-2587 (824 amino acids)
Biological process (GO): carbohydrate metabolic process
Molecular function (GO): carbohydrate binding; hydrolase activity, hydrolyzing O-glycosyl compounds
Source: RefSeq, a predicted model, not a curated record